GGGUGAGGCAGCAUGUGAGUCUUUUCUUAAUGUAGAUUGAGACAUUUAAAGGAUUGUUUUUAUGCAUGUAAGCUCGCAACAAGAGGAAGCACUUGAAAUGGACUGCCACUUUUAGUUAAAAUGUCCUUUUUUAUUGGACACAGUUGAUGAUAGAUUACCUAGAGGAAAACACAAUGGCUCAAAUGGACUCAGAGUUUGGUGUGAAGGGCAGCAGCAUCAUCAGGGAAUGGAGUGGACAGGUCCAGCCUGCUCUUGUCGCCUCCUUAGUGUUCCUCUUCUGCCUGGAAGCCUGUCUGUGGGUCAGGAACUUCAGGCUCAAGAAAAGACUGCCUGGACCCUUCGCCUGGCCGGUGGUGGGCAACGCCAUGCAGCUGGGCCAGAUGCCUCACAUCACCUUCGCCAAGCUUGCCAAAAAAUACGGCAACGUGUACCAGAUACGGCUGGGCUGCAGUGACGUUGUGGUUCUGAAUGGAGACAGGGCAAUACGUGAGGCUCUCGUACAGCACAGCACAGAGUUUGCAGGCAAACCAAACUUUGUCUCUUUUCAGGCUAUUUCAGGGGGGAAAAGUAUGACUUUCUCCAAUUACAGCAAACAGUGGAAGAUCCACAGGAAAAUUGCUCAAUCAACGAUCAGAGCAUUCUCCUCUGCCAACAACCAGACCAAAAAAGCCUUUGAGCAGCAAAUUGUGGCUGAAGCCACAGAGCUAGUGGAGAUUUUCCUUAAACUCGGUGCUCAGGGCCAGUAUUUCAACCCCGCUCAGGAGCUGACAGCCAAUGUGAUUUGUGCCUUGUGCUUUGGAAAACGUUAUGGACAUGAUGACGUUGAGUUCAGAUCCUUGUUACAGAGGGUAGAAGACUUUGGAAAGACAGUAGGAGCUGGCAGCUUGGUAGAUGUGAUGCUAUGGCUUCAGUCUUUCCCUAAUCCAGUCCGCAGCAUGUUUAAGAACUUCACAGACUUGAAUAAAGAGUUUUUUGGGUUUAUCCAGAACAAGGUGGAUGAGCACAGAGAGACAUUUGAUCCAGAGGUAACAAGGGAUAUGAGUGAUGCCAUCAUUGGCGUGAUUGAUAAGGCUGACAAUGACAAUGGCCUCACCAAAGGUCACACUGAGGGGACGGUGUCGGAUCUGAUUGGCGCAGGUUUGGAUACCGUCUCUACCGCUCUUAACUGGAUUCUCCUUCUGCUGGCUAAACACCCAGACAUGCAAACUAAACUUCACGAGCUUAUUGACAAAGUGGUUGGGCGGGACAGGUUGCCAUCUGUCGAAGACAGAAACAGUCUGACCUACCUGGACGCCUUCAUCUACGAAACCAUGCGCUUCACCAGCUUCGUCCCUAUCACCAUCCCCCACUGCACAACCUCAGACGUCACCAUCGAAGGUCUUCACAUCCCCAAAGACACAGUGGUCUUCGUCAAUCAGUGGUCCAUUAAUCACGACCCCCUGAAGUGGAAGGAUCCACAUAUCUUUGACCCCUUGCGCUUUCUAGAUGAAAAGGGCUGCCUUGACAAGGAUAUCACCAACAAUGUUAUGAUCUUCUCAGCAGGGAAGAGAAGAUGUAUUGGGAACCAGAUUGCCAAAGUUGAGAUAUUUAUGUUCUUUGCAAUCCUACUCCACCAAUGCAGAUUUGAAAAACGUGAUAAUGAUGACCUGUCUUUAAACUGCUCCUAUGGUUUAACACUAAAACCGUUAAACUACAAGAUCACUGCCAAAGUUAGGGGGAAAUAAAACUUGUGAAACUGCUUGUCCAGUUAAGGAAAAACCAAUAUAUAAAUAAGGUAUAAGGUACAAUAUAAGGUACGUGUUCUAAAGAAAUAUAUAUAUUUGCCUUGUAUCAAAAGGACUUUUGUGUUAUAAGCUUUGAUGAACCUAAAUAGGAAAUGAUAAGCUUCCUUACUUCAGCUGCUAAAAUUGUGACAAUAUUGUGUUCUCACUAUUAUCUGGACUUCAAAUGCAAAUGUUAUUCCUCAACUCUUGACUAAAACAAACGAAAUAUAGCUGCCUCAACAUGUAAGAAAAACAAAUAAUGUAAUAAAAGCUUUUGAUGUAUAUGCCCAAAACCUUAAUUCAUAAUAAACCAUGAGUAUGUAUUGUUAUGCAUAUUAUGAGGGUAUUUAGUGGAGUCACCCCAAAUUGCAAUAUAAACCAGUGCUGAGGAAUAAGUUUGACUUUAAGCAUUUAGUUUUUCUCGCUGAUGAUGAAAAAUCCUGUGCCAGCUGUGUGGUCUCUACUGACCAGUAAUUCACCCAGACACUCAUUAAUCUUUCUGUGCAUUGAACCUUCUCAUGUUUGAGUUUAUACAGCGUGCAAGUCAUCUGUGUUGAUGUACUCCAAAAUCAUGCAUUAUAAUGUUGAAUUCUGUUAAAAACUCAUGUCUAAAAGUCACUUAUUUAAUUGUUGGUUAUACUGUCCUCCUUCCUUUACUACACAUAAAAAAUCACUGUGCAACUGGAUUGAUCUGGUGUGAAUAAUAAGCUGUAUAGAAUGGCCAUAUGAUGUAUUAAAAAUAAAUAUAAC
This is a messenger RNA of Gymnodraco acuticeps, 2513 nucleotides long. Its product is annotated as cytochrome P450 1B1-like. Gene Ontology annotation, molecular function: monooxygenase activity; heme binding; iron ion binding. The record is from RefSeq and is a predicted model, not a curated record. NCBI's taxonomy places the organism in Eukaryota, Metazoa, Chordata, Actinopteri, Perciformes, Bathydraconidae. Bases 147 to 1724 code for a protein of 525 amino acids. The transcript has a single exon.